Messenger RNA from Cydia pomonella (codling moth), 3588 nucleotides. Its product is annotated as mitochondrial intermediate peptidase. The record is from RefSeq and is a predicted model, not a curated record. Gene Ontology annotation, biological process: peptide metabolic process. Gene Ontology annotation, cellular component: mitochondrion. Gene Ontology annotation, molecular function: metalloendopeptidase activity. NCBI's taxonomy places the organism in Eukaryota, Metazoa, Arthropoda, Insecta, Lepidoptera, Tortricidae. The transcript has 15 exons. The coding region runs from base 198 to 2276 and encodes 692 amino acids.
GCAAAUGUUGCAAUUUAGUCGGAUUAUAGAAAACAAAUGUCAAAGAGCGAGAUAUUUUAUAAUUUAUUAUUUUUAAAAUAAUACCAUAACGUUUUAUUUAUUUACACGUUGCGGAACAGAAAACAUAUUACUUUAUCUUUGUAUCUGACAUACUGAGCAGAUUCUUCUAUUCAUUUGUACCAUUUGAUGCAUUUCCAAUGAAGACAUUGAAUCCAAUAUGGGCGCUCCGGGGCCCGCGGCGCCGCGUGUCCACAUGGUCGCCGCUCGCCACGGCCUUCAAUACCAGACCCAACUCCAGACCUGUCUUUGACUCCUUAAGGGAGAGAACUGGCCUUUUCAACAAGCCAGAGCUGACCAGUUUCGAAGGUUUCACGAUCCUGAAGGAGCAGGCGAUCUCGGCUACCGAUCGGCUGAUCGAGGAAGCCACUUCGGGCCCUUCUCGCCCUAUGGUCGAGGUUUUUGAUGAGCUCUCAGAUACGCUAUGCAAGGUGGCAGACUUGGCAGAGUUCGUCCGCAUCGCGCACCCGCAGUCACAUUUCGCCGCCGCGGCUGAAGACGCCUGCAUUAGUGUCAGUGGGGUGGUUGAGAAACUAAAUACCCACAAAGGCCUGUACGAGGCGCUCCGCGACUCCGUGAAACGCAGCACCUCCGGCGACCAACACCUGGCCGAGCUUUUCCUGUUCGACUUUGAGCAGAGUGGCAUUCAGCUGGAAAACAAUAAGCGGAAAAAGGUAGUAGGGCUGAACAACUUGAUACUGCAGACCGGGCAGCGCUUCAUGGCGGGCGCGGCGCGGCCGCGGCGCGUGCCGCGCGAGGCGGUGCCGCAGAACGUUCGCCAGUUCUUCAGCACCGAAGGCGACGAUAUAAUCGUGAGCGGAGUGUACGCGGAGUGCGGCGAGGCGGCGGCGCGCGAGGCCGCGUACCGGCUGUACCUCGCGCCCGACGCGCUGCAGGACCGCCUGCUCGCCGACACGCUGCGUGCCAGGCACGAGCUGGCCGAGCUGUGUGGCUUCGGCUGCUACGCGGACAGAGCAAUAAAAGCUAGCACAAUGGAAACGUCAGCCAACGUCCGCCAGUUCCUAGACAUCCUCUCAGACAACCUCUACGACCGCGCCAGAUCAGACUUCGACGCCAUGCUCAAAAUGAAAAAGAAAGAAACACCCUAUCUAGACACAUUAUCAUGCUGGGACACCCCGUAUUUCACACAUAAGGCCAAAACCCAGCUAUUAAAUGUGGCUAAUUCUGACUUUAGCCCGUAUUUUUCGCUAGGCGGUUGCAUGGAGGGACUUAAUAUGUUGUGCCAGGAGCUGUAUGGAAUCAGUUUGCAGUCGGAAGAGAUGCUACCAGGCGAAUCAUGGGCCCCGGACGUAUACAAGUUAGCAGUGGUCCACGAGAGCGAAGGUCUCCUCGGGCACAUAUACUGCGAUCUGUACGAGCGCCGCGGCAAACCACACCAAGACUGCCAUUUUACCAUCCAGGGUGGGAAGCUCCUGCCCGACGGUAGCUACCAGAACCCCAUAGUGGUGGUGAUGCUAUCUCUGAGCGGCGGCCACCGCUCCGGGCCCGCGCUGCUGUCGCCCGGCGCCGUCGACAACCUGUUCCACGAGGUCGGGCACGCGAUGCACUCGAUGCUGGCACGAGCACGCCACCAGCACGUGUCGGGCACGCGCUGCCCCACCGACCUGGCCGAGCUGCCCAGCGUGCUCAUGGAGUACUUCGCCAGCAGCCCACAGGUGGUUCGGCGGUUCGCGCGACAUUUCCAGACCCGAGAGGCCAUGCCGGAGCACAUGCUGCAGCGGCUGUGUGCUUCCAAACACCUGUUCGGGGCCCAAGAGAUGCAGCUGCAGGUGUUCUACUCGGCCCUGGACCAGCGCUACCACGGCGCGGGCGCGGCGCGCGGCGGCCGCACGACGGCCGUGCUGCAGGACGUGCAGAGACAGUACUACGGGCUGCCCUACGUGCAGGACACGGCGUGGCAGCACCGCUUCAGCCACCUAAUCGGAUACGGCGCCAAAUACUACUCGUACUUAAUAUCCCGCGCGUUAGCGUGGAGCGUGUGGCAGCACAAGUUCUCCGCGGCGCCGCUGUCGCGCGCGGCCGGCGACGCGCUGCGGCAAGGCGUGCUGCGCCACGGCGGCGCCAGGCCGCCGCAGGAAAUACUCGGAGAGUACCUCGGCUCGGAGAUGACACCGAAGACCUUAGCUAUGGCCCUCAUCGAAGAACUGGACUACCACAAGGACCACCUGGACACUGUCUUCAAAAUCGCUGAGAAGUGAAAUACUUGUACCAGCAAGAAGAAUAAAGAUCAUUCAGGGUAGUGUCAUGUAUUGAAACGUGGAGUAAUCCAAAAAUGUAUAACCCAAAACAUAAGAAUCGCCCAUCCCUUAUCAAUAAGUUUAAUCGAAAAAAAUGUUUGUAACUUAUUGUAAUUAUAACUCUUGGGCAUAUUUCCUGACUGAGGGAUUAUGUACAGCAGGGUUUAAAGUGCAAGGACUAGUUAUGAAUGAAAUCUUUCAUAAAUUGUCCUUGCAAAUUUGAAUCUGAUGGUACGUCAUCGUGUAGAGAGGUCCCAUUCGCCAAUUACAAUGUUAUGAAAAUAGAUAUAUACUCAGGUUCCAUUUUCUCCAUUACGAACCGAACGAGCAAGAUAUAGAUAUGAGGAUUUAAUAGAUAUGAGGCGUCUAUAUGGAAGGUUACUUUAUUAUAAACCCCGCUUGAAGUUCUUGUUUCAUACUGUAAAUGCGUAGAAGGGAAGUAGCUAGUUCGAACUAUAGUAUAUUUCCCUGAAUGUGGGUUAGGUGCUGAGAUUCAAUUUAAUAUAAAUAAAUAAAUAUUAUAGGACAUUAUUACACAAACUGACUAAGUCCCACAGUAAGCUCAUUAAGGCUUGGGUUGAGGGUACUUAGAUAACGAUAAAUAAUAUAUAAAUAUUUAUAAAAUACUUAAUUACAUAGAAAAAACACCCAUGACUCAGGAACAAAUAUCUGUGCUCAUCACACGAAUAAAUGCCCUAGGCCAGACUGUCCGGUCAAAAAAAAAAUCAAUAAGAUGACUUGACCCCUGACCGCCCAAUAUCAACCGUGCGACAAGGUUCACGAUGACGCGCCGCGCACUAAAGGCACAGAAUAAGUAAUAGUACUAUCGUACAGAAAAGAAACUUCCUACAAAACCGAAGUUUGACAGCGAUUCAGGGACGAAUCAUGCUGUCCCUUUCUAAUGUAUGGCACUAUCCCUAUCGGCUAUCUAAGGUUGUCAAAAUCCAAGUUAUUAUCUUAUCUGUGGUUGUGCACGCAAAGGGACGUCAAGUUGUGCCAACCCGAAUAAUUCCUCGGAGCAAUGCAAGGCUAUAACCGCGAAAAUCGAAGUUCGUCAAUUGCGGGCAUUUUUCUGUCACUCUAAUUACGUCUUAGUGAGCGGAAGCUUACCCCUGAGCGGAACGGAGCCGAGAAUGCCCGAAUGCUGUAGUUUUCCCCCCUGCUAUAGGCGUGGCGUUUAAUACUAACAGUAACAUUUUGGUAUUGAUGAAUGUAAAUACUAUACUUACUAUAAUAGUAGUCAAACGAGCGACUAGAAAAGGCGUAAUGAAAA